CAAACAUUUUCCUUCUAACUUCUCUUCACCUCAGUGUGUUGCUUCAGCUUCUCGAUUUUUUAUUCCGGCGAAUUCUACGGUCAUGAUGAAUCUAACGCACUCGGGGAGCUGAUGUCAACGCGUUCCAAGCUGCGUUGAAUCGAGACAUCGAAGGUUCUAUGUCGACUUCGCAGUUUUCUGGCACAAACACCGCCUGGGCUAUUGUGUUUCAAGGAAGCAACCAUUCUUCCAGCCAGGCUUUUCUAACUUGGGAGAAUGUGAAUGGGGAUGCUAAUACCAACCUCCAUAGACAGCCCAGCCUAGAAAGUGCUCAGAUGAAGGAGCAACAAGGAUCAGCCUUAGAGAAUGAACGCCAAAAUGGCGUAAAAUGUGCGAAAAAUUCUCAUUUACAACACAACCAGCCUCAGGAUCAUCGUGAAUCAGGUCAACUGUGGGAGAGGCCUCUUCAGGUUUCCCAAACACCUGGGUUGCAGGUUUCUGAGAAGAAUCCUCUUUCUACUAAACCAAAGAGAUCUCAUAAUCAAGAGAGUGAAUCCAUGAAAUUGCAGAAGAUGAGUAGUCAACAGGCCCGUGCAAUGAAACAACCUGUUGACCCUAGAAACCGUGAUCCUAGGAAAGUGUCAUUUUCUGUAUUUCUGCAGACCCUACAGGCCCUAUUGGAUAAAGAUAGGGCAAUGCAGCUCCAUAUCCUGAGUGCUAAGCUCCAGAGAAACGAAAUUUCAAAGGAUGUAUUCGGACGACAUAUGAGAGAUAUUGUAGAUGAUCAAAUUAUGAGGCUGGCAUAUAGGAAACUGCAACAGCCAAAUUCUCAUGCCCGACCUGUGACCUCUCCAGCAGGAGUUACCGUUAAGAGAGCUCCGAAAAAUCGCGUUGUUUGUCAGAAGAAACCACCAAGAAAGAAGCAGAAAGUAACCGGACCAUCUACGAAUCAAAGUAUUGGACAGCUUAAUGGUGUCGCUGCAGUCAGUGGUGUCAAUCUCAGGGAAGUAGAGGAACCCUCUUGGUUGAAAAAUGCGCGAGGCGUCCCGAAGCGCAAAAGAUCCAAAAACCCGAGGCGAAGGCGCACGCCUCAGCCGAUUUCACGGAACAAUGGACGGAAUCUACCUGAGGGUUUCGGUGCAAUUGUUUCUCCACAUGUGCAUUCCGACAAGAGCCUCGAGCGGCGGAUCGACAGCCUGGAACGCAGAGUGGAGAUGCAUAAGAAACUGGUGGAGGAACAACAAGCGAAGAUAGAGAUGCAUGAGAAAUCGUUGGAGGAACAACAAGGAAAGAUAUCCCAUCUCGAGCGGAUCGUGGAGCUGCUACGAAGGGGCCGACCGAUCCCCGCCUCACCUCUUGCAUCACAAGAUACAGGGACAUCUCGGACCUGAAAUUGUGGGACGAUGAAUGUAGAUGAUGAAGAAAUACAUAGUUUGGAGUAGUUGUUCAUAUUUCGGAUAUUUUUUUAAAUUUUUUUUGAAUAUUAAUAUGUAAAACUAUUUGAAUUUUUUGU
Messenger RNA from Tarenaya hassleriana, 1492 nucleotides. RefSeq names its product transcription initiation factor TFIID subunit 4b. Gene Ontology annotation, molecular function: RNA polymerase II general transcription initiation factor activity; DNA binding. Gene Ontology annotation, cellular component: transcription factor TFIID complex. Lineage: Eukaryota; Viridiplantae; Streptophyta; Magnoliopsida; Brassicales; Cleomaceae. Gene Ontology annotation, biological process: transcription initiation at RNA polymerase II promoter. The transcript is spliced from 7 exons. The coding region runs from base 159 to 1370 and encodes 403 amino acids. The record is from RefSeq and is a predicted model, not a curated record.